Acanthopagrus latus (yellowfin seabream) is the source of this 3644-nucleotide messenger RNA. Its product is annotated as guanine nucleotide exchange factor VAV3-like. Bases 250 to 2814 code for a protein of 854 amino acids. The record is from RefSeq and is a predicted model, not a curated record. Gene Ontology annotation, molecular function: guanyl-nucleotide exchange factor activity; protein binding. NCBI's taxonomy places the organism in Eukaryota, Metazoa, Chordata, Actinopteri, Spariformes, Sparidae. Gene Ontology annotation, biological process: cell migration; intracellular signal transduction; regulation of GTPase activity. Gene Ontology annotation, cellular component: cytoplasm; plasma membrane. The transcript has 28 exons.
UGACAGAAGGAGGAGGAAGGGGAAGUUGACACAGCCAGAGGGGGUUUCACGCAGCCGUCCCAAGCUGUGCAGGCGCGCUCAUAAAGCUGCAGCGGCUCUCUCCGCCCUCCAUCCAGAGGCGACGCUGGAGUCCGGACCAGGCUGACGGACGGCGCAGAGCGCAGCGAACAUGCCGGCCACAGGCUCAACAUAGGGAAUAAGUUUUGUAUUCAGUCUAUAUAUCUGGCUUCAACCUGCUGCUUCCACAACAUGGAGUACUGGAGGCAAUGCGCGAUGUGGCUCAUCAGCUGCAACGUGCUGCCCUCGAACCACCGGGUGACUGCGGACACCGCGCAGGUGUUCGACCUGGCGCAAACCCUGCGGGACGGGGUGCUGCUCUGCCAGCUGCUCAACAACCUGAAACCCCACACCAUCAACCUGAAGGAGAUCAAUCUGAGGCCGCAGAUGUCACAGUUCCUGUGCUUGAAGAACAUCCGCACGUUCCUGACGUCUUGCAAUGUGGUGUUUGCGAUGAAGAAAAGUGACUUAUUCGAAGCCUUCGAUCUGUUCGACGUUCGGAACUUCGGACAGGUUAUGGACACUCUAUCCAAGCUCUCUCACACAACAAUUGCACAGCAAGGAGGAUUCAAGCCGUUCCCUACCGAGGAGAGCCUGAAAGAUGAGGACAUUUACAACAAUCUGGAAGACUUGAUUGAUGAAAAUGCCCCUGAGGAUGAGGACGACUUGUACGCAGCUGUCUACGGGCUGGAGGAAGACUACGCAGGUGGAGAGAUCUAUGAAGACCUCAUGAGGACUGAGCAGAAUCCCCCAUUGAAGCAGGCAGAGGUUGAUGUCCGGAGCUGCUGCCUGACGGAAAUCAAACAGACGGAGGAGAAAUACACAGAAACCCUGGAGUCCAUCGAGAAGUAUUUCCUGAAUCCCCUGAAGAAAUUCUUCUCUGCGGCUGAAAUUGACAAAGUUUUUGUCAACAUUCCGGACCUGGUCAAAGUUCACAAGAGCCUGAUGGCUGAUGUGCAAGAAUCCAUCCUGAACAAGAAUGCCUUAAAUCUCUACCAGAUUUUUAUUAGCUACAAAGACAGACUGCUCAUUUAUGGGCUCUACUGCAGUCGGGUGGAGAUCGCCAUCGCUGUUUUAGACCUCAUCUGCAAAGAGAAAGAAGACGUCCGCCUGAAGCUCGAGGAGUGCUCCAAGAGAGCCAACAACGGGAAGUUUACCCUGAGGGACCUGCUGGUUGUCCCGAUGCAGAGAGUCCUGAAGUAUCACCUGCUUCUUCAGGAGCUAGUCAAACACACUCACGAUGCCGCUGACAAGAGCAACUUGAAGAUCGCUCUUGAUGCCAUGAAAGACCUGGCUCAGUAUGUGAACGAGGUGAAGAGAGAUAAUGAGACUCUCAGGGAGAUCGACCAGUACCAGAGGUCUAUUGAAAACCUGAAUCAGCCCCUCAUCAGCUAUGGUCGACCAAAAGGGGAUGGUGAAGUGCGCAUGGUCUCCAGCGUUGACAAGAGGAAACAAGACAGACACAUCUUUUUGUUUGACGUGGCCGCCAUUGUUUGUAAGCGGAGGGGAGACAACUAUGAGAUGAAGGACAUCCUCGACCUCAGCUACUUCAAGAUCACAAACAACCCCACCUCUGACAGAGAGGGCAAGAAGUGGUGCUACGGCUUCUACGUGACUCACCAGCAGGGACACACUGGCUUCGAGCUCUUUUUUAAAACCAGGGAGCUGAAGAAGAAGUGGCUGGAUCAGUUUGAAAUGGCCAUAUCAAAUAUCCGACCAGAGAAAGCGAACCACAACUCUCACCAGUUCAAGAUGCACACCUUUGAAAGGAUCACUUCCUGUAGUUUUUGUCACCUCCUGCUCAGGGGCAUUUUCAACCAGGGUUAUCUCUGUAUGAAAUGUGGGCUGGGGGCUCACAAGGAGUGUCUGGGCCGACUGGGAAUCUGUGGGAGAACAGAUGCUGCCAAGCCGAAGCCCAAGGAAAGCACAACACCACCAGACCCAGGUUUACCCAGGAUGGUUGUGAUCAGAGACUACAGUGGCAUCCCCUGUCCCCAGUGCGGGCCCCCACUAAGCAUUCACGCGGGGGAUGUCAUUGAACUGAUGUUUGCCGACCUGCACAGCUCCUGGUGGCAGGGCAAAAUUCUGGCGACAAGCAAGAUUGGCUUCUUUCCAAGUGAUGCUGUGAGGCCUUGCCCAUGUGUUCCAAAACCUGUUGAUUACUCGGCCCAGCUCUGGUUUGCAGGGCCCAUGGAGAGAUACCAGGCUGAGGUGGAGCUCCUGGACCGAGAAAACGGCACCUAUCUGAUUCGACACCGCAGUAAAGAGUGCACCGAAUACGCCAUCAGUGUAAAGUUCAACGAUAAAGUCAGGCACAUUAAGAUUCUGACCAAGGAUGGCUGCUUUUACAUCGCUGAGAGCCGGCUGUUCAAGACCGUGCUGGACCUUGUGGAAUACUACAAACAGUACUCUCUGAAGGAGGGUUUCAGCAGUCUUGACAUCACUCUGCAGGUCCCCUAUAGGGAACCUUCCAAUGGAAACAUGCCCAGGGCCAUUACUAAGGCUGGCAGUGUUCCUCCUGGCGGCUGCAGCUUUGUUCCUCCCUCCUCCUCGCCUUUCUGGUCAGUGUUCUCUCCCAGGGUGGUGGGCAUCGCGGUCGCACGCUACAACUUCUGCUCCAGGGACAUGCGAGAGAUUUCCCUGCAGCAGGGAGACAUCAUCAAGAUCUACACCAAGAUGUCCAACGGGUGGUGGAAGGGAGAGGUCGACGGCAGGGUUGGUUGGUUCCCCUCUACCUACGUAGAAGAGGAGGACUGACUUCCCUGGAUUAUUGACGUCUGUUCAGCAUCCAGUCAAGGCCGACCACCUCCAGUGAGCAUCAUGCUGCUCAGCCACUCGGUGUGCCCGGCAAGUCAGAUCUCUUCGAUAAAACCCAGAGAAACGGACUUAAGAGGAAGCAGCAGUGCCCUCAAAAACCCUCUCCUGCCCUCUGACAGACUCACACACAGAGCUGAUGUCAAAUCACAGAUUCCAGGAGUGUCACGCCAUAUCUCGCCUCUCUGCGGCCCCGUCUGCCCCUGCGGCCCACUGGGAAGUGCAUGUGCUGUGCCCAGAUAAACCCCUCCUCCCUCCCUCCCCUGCUCACCUUGUGUUAUUAUUGAUGGCUCCAUUGGCUGGUGUGAGACAUGCCUCGGCUGUCAUCAUGUUUGCGAUACCAGGAAGGCUCAGUCACCCAACUGGAACACAGAUCCUGCUGACAGGGCGCCGCCCAGGUACUCCGCUAGAUUUAAAAUGCAGGAGGUGAGGAGCAGCGACUGUCGUUGGAACACUACGGCUCUCCCGACUUUUUGUGCUCAACUUUCAAACCCAUCUCACUUUUCUAAUGCUGAAUGACCGGACUGAUGUAAAACAGCUUGAGACUUAAAUGCAAUCGCUGGAACGUGUUUCGACACUGGAUGGAAGGUUUCAGCGCCACAGCGUGAAAGCACUGAUCUGUAAUUCACAUGUGAUGUGUCUGCAGUCUUGAGUGACUAUUAGUCUUGUGGGGCAAGAACUAAUUUAGCUGCGUCACAGCAGGAAACCACAUCUGGAGACAAUGUAGCUGAUAAUGUGAAAAAAAAGUUGAUAAAGCUAUGAAUGUUUUCUUA